Molecule: messenger RNA, 1170 nt
Organism: Knipowitschia caucasica
Lineage: Eukaryota; Metazoa; Chordata; Actinopteri; Gobiiformes; Gobiidae
Source: the annotation of a GenBank genome assembly
AUGAUGAUGUCCGGACUGUGUGAACAGGACCAGGACCAGCUGCACUCAGACCUGGAGAAACUGUGGGUCCAGAUCCAGAUCCAAGUCCAUGGGAUCUUCAGACCAGACUUCAGACCAGACAUGCUCCGCGAGGCUGUACACUGCAUCUUGGACCAGGAGGAUUUGGACCGAUCCUGGUUGGACUACCCUGCAGAGCUGGUCCCAGUGUGGAGACCAAGUCGCACUUUACACCGACACAACAGACUCCUGGAGAGGCUGGUUCAGUCCAGACUUAGACCAGAGACACAGACUGAACCAAAGACCACGACUGAGACCGGACCAGAGACCGGAUUGUCCUCGUGUGUCAAACAGGAGUUGCUGAGAUUGGCCCGUCUCCUCCUCUCAGACCUGCUUUUCGUUUCGCGCACUCUGAUUGGCUCCUACCCAGGUCACAUGGACAUUUUGAACCACUUCCUGAAGCUUUACCACAACAGUUUCAGACUCCGCCUCCAUGAGCUCGCUGACGCCUCAUUGGAGGGCGACCGUGCCUACCUGCUGCUUUGGACCAAUCACAGCUACCGACAAGAAGUGCUUCUUCAUCCUGAGCUCAGACACAGACUGGACUCAGAUCUUGGUCCUUUACUGAGUCCUGUGGUUCUGACCAAUCUGAGGGACCAGCACCAGGUCCAAGUUCGGGUACCAGAUCAGAGAUCAGAUCAGCGAUCAGAUCAGCGAUCAAAGCAGAGACCGGACGACCAGAGACCGGACGACCAUAGACCGGACGACCGGACGACCAGAGACCGGACGACCAGAGACCGGACGACCAGAGACCGGACGACCGGGCGACCAGAGACCGGACGACCAGAGACCGGACGACCGGACGACCAGAGACCGGACGACCAAAGACCGGACGACCGGACGGCCAGAGACCGGACGACCAGAGACCGGACGACCGGACGACCAGAGACCGGACGACCAGAGACCGGACGACCAGAGACCGGACGACCGGAGACCGGACGACCAGAGACCGGACGACUAGAGACCGAACGACCAGAGACCGGACGACCAGAGACCGGACGACCAGAGACCGGACGACCAGAGACCGGACGACCAGAGACCGGACGACCAGAGACCGGACGACCAGAGACCGGAAGACCAGAGACCAGACCAGGUCUCAGGUUCCCCAGUUGA